Molecule: messenger RNA, 922 nt
Organism: Microtus oregoni (creeping vole)
Lineage: Eukaryota; Metazoa; Chordata; Mammalia; Rodentia; Cricetidae
Gene: Pcgf1
Product: polycomb group ring finger 1
Exons: 9
Coding region: 52-831 (259 amino acids)
Biological process (GO): negative regulation of transcription by RNA polymerase II
Cellular component (GO): PRC1 complex
Molecular function (GO): promoter-specific chromatin binding
Source: RefSeq, a predicted model, not a curated record
UCCCGCCCCGCAGGCGGUACCGGAAGUGGCGGGCUGGGAUCAGCCUUUAAGAUGGCGUCUCCUCAGGGGGGCCAGAUUGCGAUCGCGAUGAGGCUUCGGAACCAGCUCCAGUCAGUGUACAAGAUGGACCCGCUACGGAACGAGGAGGAGGUCCGGGUGAAGAUCAAAGACCUGAAUGAACACAUCGUUUGCUGCCUGUGUGCGGGCUACUUCGUGGAUGCCACCACCAUCACAGAGUGUCUCCACACCUUCUGCAAAAGUUGUAUUGUGAAGUACCUGCAGACCAGCAAGUACUGCCCCAUGUGCAACAUCAAGAUCCACGAGACGCAGCCGCUGCUCAACCUCAAGCUGGAUCGGGUCAUGCAGGACAUAGUCUAUAAACUGGUACCAGGCUUGCAAGACAGUGAAGAGAAACGGAUUCGGGAGUUCUGUCAGUCCCGAGGCUUGGACAGAGUCACCCAGCCCAGUGGGGAAGAGCCAGCCCUGAGCAACCUUGGCCUCCCUUUCAGCAGUUUUGACCACUCUAAAGCCCACUAUUACCGCUAUGAUGAACAGCUGAGCCUAUGCCUGGAGCGGCUGAGUUCUGGCAAAGACAAGAAUAAAAACGUCCUUCAGAACAAAUAUGUCCGAUGCUCUGUUAGAGCUGAGGUACGCCAUCUCCGAGGGGUUCUGUGUCACCGCCUAAUGCUAAAUCCACAACAUGUACAGCUCCUUUUUGACAAUGAGGUUCUCCCUGAUCACAUGACAAUGAAGCAGCUAUGGCUGUCCCGCUGGUUCGGCAAGCCAUCUCCUUUGCUUUUACAAUACAGUGUGAAAGAGAAGAGGAGGUAGGGGCCAGACUUGCUUCCACCCCCUUCCCACCCCUCCCAGAUAUUUAUGUGAAAUUAACUGUGGCUUUAUUUUUUGAAAUAAAAGCUUUUCA